CGCUGCCUCAGCACUUCCGGGUCGGGGCGGAGCCGGGAGCGUGACGCUGCCGGAGGCUCCGGGGCCGCUCGGCGCCUGGUAUUGUUCUCGCCGCCCGCUCUUCCCGCCGCCGCGGAGCGCUUCCCCCGCUGUCUCGGGAAGGGGAGCAGCGAGCAGAGCGAGCUCCGCAGGGGCGGAGCGCCAGCCCUGACAGCGGGGGCGGGGGGAGAGCGGGCGCGUCACGAAGGAGCGAGUCGGAACCGGAGAGCCGAGGACUGGGAGGCCAUGGCCUACGCGUAUCUCUUCAAGUAUAUCAUCAUCGGGGACACAGGUGUUGGGAAAUCAUGUUUAUUGUUACAGUUCACAGACAAGCGGUUUCAACCAGUCCACGACCUCACUAUUGGUGUAGAAUUUGGGGCUCGAAUGAUCACUAUUGAUGGAAAACAGAUAAAGCUUCAGAUAUGGGAUACGGCAGGGCAGGAGUCCUUCCGUUCCAUUACGAGGUCAUACUACAGAGGGGCAGCAGGGGCUUUACUAGUGUAUGACAUUACAAGGAGGGACACUUUCAACCACUUGACAACUUGGCUAGAAGACGCUCGUCAGCAUUCCAAUUCCAACAUGGUUAUAAUGCUUAUUGGAAAUAAAAGUGAUUUAGAAUCUAGACGAGAAGUCAAGAAAGAGGAAGGUGAAGCAUUUGCACGAGAACAUGGACUUAUCUUUAUGGAGACAUCUGCCAAAACUGCUUCCAAUGUAGAGGAGGCGUUUAUUAACACCGCGAAAGAGAUCUACGAGAAAAUCCAGGAAGGAGUUUUUGACAUUAAUAACGAGGCAAAUGGCAUCAAAAUUGGCCCUCAACAUGCUGCUACCAAUGCAACACUUGCAGGCAAUCAGGGAGGACAACAAGCUGGAGGAGGCUGCUGUUGAGCCUGUUUUUACUUUCUAGCUGCCUGGCUGGGGCCUACUAACUUGUUUGUUCACCCUUCCCUUCCCCAUCGCCCCGCUCGCCUCCACUUCAGUUCAACUGAGACAUGAAACUUGUAAGUUGGUUUCCUGUUGCAGAAGACUUUAUCCUUCAAAUUCUUGUAUAACUUUGAAUAAAUGGUUAAUGUUCACUUAAACCCCAGAUUUUGGAGAUUGUAUUCAUAUCUAUUUACAUUUGAUUUCUAGGUCAAUUGAUGUGAUUCUUUUUGUUCAAUGUUGUCUUGUGCCCUUGACUACGAACUGAAUUGUAUUAAACACUACAAAGUCAUCUGAGUAUUUUAAUCAGUUUGUGUAGUUAGGUUUCCCAGCUCCCCUGCAGUCACCUAAUGUUUAAUAUUGUAGAGCUGUCCUCAAAAGGUUUUGGUUUUGUUUUGGUUUGGUUUGGGUUUUUGGUUUUGGUUUCUUUUUGUUUGAUUUUUCCAGGCUAUGAAAAGAAGCAGAAGGACUCUUUUAAUUCUGUAUUUAUCACUUUCUGUAUAUAUAGUUUAAUAACCUGCUUGGGUGUACUUGCCAAGCUAGAAUUCUUUAAUGCAUUUGCAUAAAUUCUAUACUAUACUUAGAGCUUAAAAACUACAGAAGCAUUACUAGAAGUUGCUUGGACGCUGAAUUUUAAGCCUUUUUGACAUUGUUAGCAUGUUCAUCCUCCCCUGCCAUGAUCCUGAAGUCCAAGAGAAAUGCUUAAUGUAUAUUACUAGAGGCUACAUACAUGCUAUCUAUUUUAAUGCCAAAUGUUUGCUGUUUGUCCACAAUUUCCACAGCACCUCUUCAGAAAUGGAUUAGCUGUUUGCCUUAACGAGUUCUAUAGGUAAAAACCAGAGUGUGAGAAGUGGAGGAGGAGUUGAUCAAUUUCAAAUGGCACAUUAUAAAAACAUUAAUCUUUUCUUAAUGGUUUUUUUUCUCUCUCUCUUGUUUACCACUUGAUUUCUAGGUAUAUUUUUCAUGCAAGGACAGUUUUUCAACCUAAAUGUACAGUGGUUGUGUAAAGUUUUCUUUUAGUGACAACUUGUAAUCCUAACUAUAUGGUAAGCAUCUUGUCUAUUGUGAAGAGGGUGUGAAAAUAAAAUCUGCCAGUUUGGAAAUCUUGAUGAAAACCAAA
Pogoniulus pusillus (Red-fronted tinkerbird) is the source of this 2056-nucleotide messenger RNA. RefSeq names its product RAB2A, member RAS oncogene family (gene RAB2A). Gene Ontology annotation, cellular component: Golgi apparatus. The record is from RefSeq and is a predicted model, not a curated record. The transcript has 9 exons. The coding region runs from base 265 to 903 and encodes 212 amino acids. NCBI's taxonomy places the organism in Eukaryota, Metazoa, Chordata, Aves, Piciformes, Lybiidae. Gene Ontology annotation, biological process: vesicle-mediated transport. Gene Ontology annotation, molecular function: GTP binding; GTPase activity.